UCGGAGGCUGAGGGAGGUGGACGCGGGGCUAUUUAAGCGUUAGCGGAGGGCGGGCUGGGUCGCUGCGCGUCUGCUCCUCCUUCUCGCGCUUCUGUUGCUGCCCUAAUCCUGCUUUGGCCAUGAGGGAGAUUGUGCUCACGCAGAUCGGGCAGUACGGGAACCAGAUCGGGGCCAAGUUCUGGGAGGUGAUCUGUGAUGAACAUGCCAUCGACUCCACUGGCACCUACCACGGGGACAGCCACCUGCAGCUGGAGCGCAUCAACGUGCACUACAACGAGGCCAGCGGUGAGACCCCCGUCCUUCCCCCACCGCCCUCCUGGGAACGUGGCUCUCCCCUCGCUCAUGCCCUCCCGCCCCACGCAGGUGGCAGGUACGUGCCCCGCGCUGUGCUCGUGGAUCUGGAGCCGGGCACCAUGGACUCUGUGCGCUCGGGUCCCUUCGGGCAGGUCUUCAGGCCAGACAACUUCAUCUUCGGUCAGUGUGGGGCCGGAAACAACUGGGCCAAGGGACACUACACAGAAGGUGCGGAGCUGAUGGAGUCAGUGAUGGAUGUUGUCAGAAAGGAGGCUGAGAGCUGUGACUGCCUGCAGGGUUUCCAGCUGACCCACUCCCUGGGUGGGGGAACUGGGUCUGGGAUGGGUACCCUUCUCAUCAGUAAGAUCCGGGAGGAGUACCCAGACAGGAUCAUAAACACAUUCAGCAUCCUGCCCUCGCCCAAGGUAUCAGACACCGUGGUGGAGCCCUACAACGCCACCCUCUCAGUCCACCAGCUCAUAGAAAAUGCGGAUGAGACGUUUUGCAUAGAUAACGAAGCGCUGUAUGACAUAUGUUCCAGGACCCUAAAACUGCCCACACCCACCUAUGGUGACCUGAACCACCUGGUGUCUGCUACCAUGAGUGGGGUCACCACGUGCCUGUGCUUCCCAGGCCAGCUGAAUGCUGACCUGCGGAAGCUGGCCGUGAACAUGGUCCCGUUUCCCCGGCUGCAUUUCUUCAUGCCCAGCUUUGCCCCACUGACCAGCCGGGGCAGCCAGCAGUACCGGGCCUUGACUGUGGCUGAGCUUACCCAGCAGAUGUUUGAUGCUAAGAACAUGAUGGCUGCCCGUGACCCCCGUCACGGCCGCUACCUAACGGCGGCUGCCAUUUUCAGGGGUCGCAUGCCCAUGAGGGAGGUGGAUGAACAAAUGUUCAACAUUCAAGAUAAGAACAGCAGCUACUUUGCUGACUGGUUCCCUGACAACGUAAAAACAGCCGUCUGUGACAUCCCACCCCGGGGGCUGAAAAUGUCAGCCACCUUCAUUGGGAAUAAUACGGCCAUCCAGGAACUCUUCACAUGUGUCUCAGAGCAGUUUACAGCAAUGUUCAGGCGCAAGGCCUUCCUCCACUGGUACACAGGCGAGGGCAUGGAUGAGAUGGAAUUCACCGAGGCUGAGAGCAACGUGAACGACCUGGUGUCUGAAUAUCAGCAAUAUCAGGAUGCCACGGCGGAGGAGGAGGAGGAUGAGGAGUGUGCUGAGGAGGAGGUGGCCUAGAACUCUCCUUUUCUAGGUAAAGGGGGGAGGCAGUGUGGAUUCUUUACGGUGUUCUGACAGCCAUGUGUCACUAUGCACUUGUUCAUUUGUGUCUUCACAUCUCCUGCUGCAUUUUAAAGCAUUUGUAUAGUAUGCGGUUUUGCCUAAUAAAGUGUUCUC
Messenger RNA from Pan troglodytes (chimpanzee), 1691 nucleotides. Its product is annotated as tubulin beta-8 chain-like. Gene Ontology annotation, molecular function: GTP binding; GTPase activity; structural constituent of cytoskeleton. Gene Ontology annotation, cellular component: microtubule. Gene Ontology annotation, biological process: microtubule-based process. The transcript is spliced from 3 exons. NCBI's taxonomy places the organism in Eukaryota, Metazoa, Chordata, Mammalia, Primates, Hominidae. The record is from RefSeq and is a predicted model, not a curated record. Bases 120 to 1532 code for a protein of 470 amino acids.